Messenger RNA from Tachysurus vachellii, 1296 nucleotides. It is a transcript of the gene ripply1, whose product is annotated as ripply transcriptional repressor 1. Gene Ontology annotation, cellular component: nucleus. The transcript has 5 exons. The coding region runs from base 574 to 1017 and encodes 147 amino acids. Gene Ontology annotation, biological process: negative regulation of transcription by RNA polymerase II; embryonic pattern specification. The record is from RefSeq and is a predicted model, not a curated record. NCBI's taxonomy places the organism in Eukaryota, Metazoa, Chordata, Actinopteri, Siluriformes, Bagridae.
AUCACACACUACGGACAAUUUUCCAGAGAUGCCAAUCAACCUACCAUGCAUGUCUUUGGACCGGGAGAGGAAACUGGAGUACCCGGAGGAAACCCCCGAGGCACGGGGAGAACAUGCAAACUCCACACACACAAGGCGGAGGCGGGAAUCGAACCCCCGACCCUGGAGGUGUGAGGCGAACGUGCUAACCAGUAAGCCACCGUGCCCUCUAAUAACAAACUAUGGAAAUAACUGCAGAACAUUUAGAAAGUCACCUCCUGGUACCAGAUUUCUCACCCUCACGCUGUGGUGGGCUGUUUACACAACUGGGGAAUCGUUCACAACAAAAUGCUCUUCAGCACCCAGAUCAUUCUGGCAGAUGGAUUUAUCUCUGCAACUUCUGUUGCUAAGGCAACGCCCUGGGCCACGCCCCUAGGCUCCAUUACGCCCCGCCUCCUUCUCGCUGUCUCGUCGUUAUAUAAACCCCCGGUUUCCGACCUGAACUUCAUUCAUUCCGCUCUACGCUUGUGCGAACGCGAGGAAGACGUGGUUUAUUCCUUUCAAUAUUUUGGACUAUCGAAUUAAGGCAGAAGGAUGAAAUCUGCUUGUCUGGUCGCUUCUCAGACGCAUAGGACAUCCCCAGUGGGCUCCAGGAUGGAACAGUCACCUGUCAGCAGCAGGCCAGUCCUCUGGAGACCAUGGCUCAUGACCAAUCAGGACUCUCGUCCCGUGAGCCUGAGGAGCAAGCUUAUCUGUCCUUAUUCCCGACCAGCGGUGCCAAGCAACACCAUGGCAGAUGGCAAAACUCAGCCUUUCCAGCACCCUGUGAGACUGUUCUGGCCAAAAUCCAAGUCAUUUGACUACCUCUACAGCGAUGGUGAAGCACUGCUGAGAAACUUCCCAGUCCAGGCAACUAUCUGUUUCUAUGACGAGUCUGAUAGCGAAGACGAGGAGGAACAGGACGACUGGGAAGACGAGGAAGAUGAUGAUGACAAAGAGUUCCCAAAACCCCAGGGCCAUUUUUGCAACUAUAACUGAAUUGCGAACUGAAUUGAGCUCGGUUGCAAAUACACCCAAGGAACAUCAGACAUUCAAGUCAGGACUGUCUAAUCACUGAGAAAAUAUCAUAACCAAACCUGCAUAGUUCUGAAUAUUAUCACAAAAAAAAGACAAGAGAACAUCUUCAGAACUGGAUGGUUUUCCAAACUGUAAUUUCCUCUGGGAAAUGUAACAAACGAUCCCACAUUGGGAUGAAUGUUUCCAAGAUGAUUCAGGGUCUUUUUUGUAUGCCUAAAAGAUUCCUUUAUUUUAUUUCCU